This is a messenger RNA of Trichechus manatus latirostris (Florida manatee), 1276 nucleotides long. RefSeq names its product histone H2A type 1-B/E-like. Gene Ontology annotation, molecular function: DNA binding; structural constituent of chromatin; protein heterodimerization activity. Gene Ontology annotation, biological process: heterochromatin formation. Bases 118 to 510 code for a protein of 130 amino acids. Gene Ontology annotation, cellular component: nucleosome; chromatin. NCBI's taxonomy places the organism in Eukaryota, Metazoa, Chordata, Mammalia, Sirenia, Trichechidae. The record is from RefSeq and is a predicted model, not a curated record. The transcript has a single exon.
AUCAAACAGCGUAAUUUACAAUUCCGCUUGCGUGUAUAAUUGUUCCUUAUUUGCUGUUUAGAUUCGUAUACGUACUUCUUUUCUCAUUUCUAGGCAGUUCGGUGGCAGACAUUUAAGAUGUCUGGACGCGGAAAGCAAGGUGGUAAGGCCCGCUCCAAAGCUAAGACGCGAUCCUCUAGGGCUGGACUCCAGUUCCCCGUGGGCCGAGUGCACCGCCUGCUCCGCAAGGGGAACUACUCCGAGCGGGUCGGGGCCGGCGCUCCCGUGUACCUGGCGGCGGUGCUGGAGUACCUGACGGCCGAAAUCCUGGAGCUGGCGGGCAACGCGGCCCGCGACAACAAGAAGACGCGCAUUAUCCCGCGCCACCUACAGCUGGCCAUCCGCAACGACGAGGAGCUCAACAAGCUGCUGGGCCGCGUGACCAUCGCGCAGGGUGGCGUCCUGCCCAAUAUCCAGGCCGUGCUGCUGCCCAAGAAGACCGAGAGCCACCACAAGGCCAAGGGAAAGUAAAUUGCAAAAGUUAGCCAGAAUCUUAGGUCGUUGAGUCCAUCUUUAAACCAAAGGCUCUUUUCAGAGCCAUCCACGUAUUCAUUAAAAGGGCUCACGUUUUCUUCAUGCAAUGGGCAGCGAUCUUUACUAGCACAAUUCAACAUGGAAGUGUCAAUGUUUAGACUCGAGUUGUCAGACUUGAAUAUACUAUAUAUUUUAAGACUCAAAAUUUUGAAGAAGGUAAAUAGAACACUUUUUAAACUAAACAACCUUAACACUAAAAUUAAAUAAAUUGAGUUUGUGUUAGAAUUAAAACUGAUCGAUGAGGAAGGAGGUCAGGAUUGCUAAACUGGUUUGGAAGAAACAAAAAGUGGCAAGAAUAAUGCCUGUUGAGUGUUAAGAAUUUAGAUGCAAAUCAAGUUAGUGACCUACAAAGCAAUAAAACCCUCACCUUUAGUGUUAUCUCUUGCUAAAAAGAGUUGUUUUGCAUCUUCAGGGGACAAAAUCAUCUGCAGUUCUCAAGUUUUUACCUGCCAACCUCCAGCUCUACAAAGUGGGACCCUAAUGAAUUGUAAAUAGGAAGACAUCUUCUGUAUUCAGAUGACAUUAGCCUACAUGCUACUUAAUAAAGGAUUCAGCAUGACUUUGAAAAAGGGACACGGUAAUAUUUACGUACUGUUUAUAAGUUUGGAGCCCUGGUUGCGCAGUGGUUAAGAGCUUGGCUGCUAACCAACAGGUCGGCAGUUUAAAUCUACCAGUCGCUCCUUGGGAACCCUAUGGAGACAGU